AUGAACGGGACAGAGGGCCCGAACUUCUACGUGCCCUUCUCCAACAAGACGGGCGUGGUGCGCAGCCCCUUCGAGUACCCUCAGUACUACCUGGCCGAGCCAUGGCAGUUCUCCAUGCUGGCUGCCUACAUGUUCCUGCUGAUCGUGCUCGGCUUCCCCAUCAACUUCCUCACGCUCUACGUCACCAUCCAGCACAAGAAGCUGCGCACGCCGCUCAACUACAUCCUGCUCAACCUGGCCGUGGCCGACCUCUUCAUGGUCUUUGGGGGCUUCACCACCACCGUCUACACCUCGCUGCACGGAUACUUUGUCUUCGGGCCCACGGGAUGCAAUCUGGAGGGCUUCUUUGCCACGCUGGGCGGUGAAAUUGCCCUGUGGUCUUUGGUGGUUUUGGCCAUUGAGCGGUACGUGGUGGUGUGUAAGCCCAUGAGCAACUUCCGCUUCGGGGAGAACCAUGCCAUCAUGGGCGUCGCCUUCACCUGGGUCAUGGCCCUGGCCUGUGCUGCACCCCCCCUCGUUGGCUGGUCCAGGUAUAUCCCAGAGGGCAUGCAGUGCUCGUGCGGGAUCGACUACUACACACUCAGCCCAGAGGUCAACAACGAGUCCUUUGUCAUCUACAUGUUCGUGGUCCACUUCACCAUCCCUAUGAUCAUCAUAUUCUUCUGCUAUGGCCAACUCGUCUUUACAGUCAAGGAGGCGGCUGCCCAGCAGCAGGAGUCGGCCACCACACAGAAGGCUGAGAAGGAGGUCACACGCAUGGUCAUCAUCAUGGUCAUCGCAUUCCUGAUCUGCUGGGUGCCCUACGCCAGCGUCGCAUUCUACAUCUUCACUCACCAGGGCUCCAACUUUGGCCCCAUCUUCAUGACCAUCCCAGCAUUCUUUGCCAAGUCCUCCUCCAUCUACAACCCUGUCAUCUAUAUCAUGAUGAACAAGCAGUUCCGGAACUGCAUGAUCACUACGCUGUGCUGCGGCAAGAACCCACUGGGUGAUGACGAGGCCUCCACCAGCACCUCCAAGACGGAGACCAGCCAGGUGGCACCGGCCUAA
Molecule: messenger RNA, 1047 nt
Organism: Lontra canadensis (Northern American river otter)
Lineage: Eukaryota; Metazoa; Chordata; Mammalia; Carnivora; Mustelidae
Gene: RHO
Product: rhodopsin
Exons: 5
Coding region: 1-1047 (348 amino acids)
Biological process (GO): phototransduction; visual perception; G protein-coupled receptor signaling pathway
Cellular component (GO): photoreceptor outer segment; membrane
Molecular function (GO): G protein-coupled receptor activity
Source: RefSeq, a predicted model, not a curated record